GUCACCUGACCACCCCAGGAAAGGAAGAGGGUUUAUGAUAACAUGGCUGCCGCUUUCUAAUUUUGACUAGUUAUCAGAGCUAGCUUUUAAUCAAACCACCGAUUUAGUUUAUAAAAUAGGUUGGUUUUGAUUAUUGUACGAGAUGGCUCAGUGUGUUUUGUCCGUACACGAGUUUAUUCAGGAUUCGUUUGUCCCCAUGAUAGCCGUCUUAAGUAGUGGCGAAGCGGAAAGAGUCACUAGGAAGAACAAUCUGAAUUUUGCCGAGCUGCUAAAGCCGUUCUGUCGACUGACAUCUGAAGGUCACAUCCGGGAUCCCAACAACCAGCUCCAGACUGUGAAAAACUUGCGGAUUUGUGUCAACAAUGUGGUGACAAGCCCUAGCACAUCAUCUGCUGCCCUUGGGACCUCUCAGAAUCGUCUCCUCAGUGAAGUUGUGUUUUCCUGUCAGCCACAGGAGGGUGUACAGUCUACUGUCAUGAGAACAGGAGACUAUAAUUUAAACUUAAGCGUUACCACACCCUGGUUUGAGGCCUACAGGGAAAACUUUUUCCAGUCGAUGCCUGCCUCUGACCAUGAGUUCUUGAAUCACUACCUGGCCUGCAUGCUGGUGGUGUCAUCCACUGAGGCUGUCCCUGUGGAGCAGUUCCUGAAGCUUUCCCAGGAGCAGCACAGGAUUCAGCACAGUGGAGAAUACACUGAUCCAAAGUGGUUUAUUCCCAACACACUGAAGUACUAUGUGUUACUGCAUGACAUGAAUGAGGGAGAUGAACAAAGGGCAGAUAUGGUUUAUGAAGACAUGAAACAAAGGUAUGGUUCUCAUGGAUGUUACCUGUUGAAAAUCAACUCUCGUGCCUCUUCACCACCUGAGGAAGAUGAGCAGAUUCCAGACCCCUGGAGUCAAUACCUGCACAAGCAAAACCUUCGGAACCAGGACUUGUCGGAUCUUACUCCACCUGUUAAUGUCGCUUCUGCUCAGAACAGCGUUGUUACACCUGAAACUGAUUGCUGUGACUCAACAGAGAAAGGACCUGGAGUGUCCAGUUGCUUGGAUACUCAUCCUCUUCAACUCGAUGCAGACAGCAGCACUGGCAGCCUUUUAACACUGAGCCAGGUUGACAGUGAUGCGAAGACAAGUACAGGAGACAUAGACAGCCUUCCUGCAGGAGGAGGGCACCAUGGGGCCUGUCUGACCCUGAAUGACCACGACCAUAUCAGACAGUUUAUCCAAGAAUUCACUUUCAGAGGCUUGCUACCGCACAUUGAAAAAAACAUCAGACAACUGAAUGACCAGCUGGUUUCAAGGAAAGGGCUGAGCCGUUCUUUGUUCUCGGCUACCAAGAAGUGGUUUGGUGGAGGUAAAGUUCCAGAGAAGGGCAUCAGUGAACCAAAGAGUACAUAUGGCAUUCAAUACCCCCCUGAAGCUCCUGAGCUACAGAUCAGGAAGAUGGCUGACCUUUGUUUUCUGGUACAGCACUAUGAACUGGCCUAUAGUUGUUACCACACUGCCAAGAAGGACUUUCUGUCAGACCAGGCUAUGCUUUAUGCUGCAGGGGCACUGGAAAUGGCUGCAGUGUCCGCCUUUCUGCAAGGUGGAGCCCCAAGACCAUAUCCAGGCCACUAUAUGGAAACUGCAAUACAGACGUACAGAGAUGUCUGCAAGAGCAUGGUGCUGGCUGAGCGCUGUGCGUUGCUCAGUGCUGAGAUACUGAAAAGUCAGGGAAAAUAUUCAGAAGCUGCAACUCUUCUUAUUAAGAUGACCAGUGAGGAUUCGGACCUUCGCAGCGCUCUACUGUUGGAACAGGCAGCCCAUUGUUUCAUUAACAUGCGAAACCCUAUGGUGCGCAAGUUUGCCUUCCAUAUGAUUCUGGCUGGUCAUCGCUUCAGCAAAGCUGGACAGAGGAGGCAUGCACUGCGCUGUUACACUCAAGCCAUGCAGGUCUACAAGGACAGGGGCUGGUCCUUGGCAGAGGAUCAUAUCAACUUUACAAUUGGCCGUCAGUCCUUUACACUUGGGCAACCUGAGAACGCUUUACUGGCCUUCAGGCAGAUUCUGAUUAAUGAUAGCAGACAGACAGCCACACAGCAGGCUGCCUUCCUCAGAGAGUACCUCUAUGUUGUCAAGAGUGUCCUUGGAGAAAAUGAAGGUUGCCUCCCCCAGCUCCCACUACCUUUCAUUCAUAGCUCUGCUACAAGAGUCUACUUUGGACAUGAACGGCGUCUUGCAGAAGGUGAGAAGCAGGCAGCUACUGAUGUUUCUUUGGAUCAAGAGUAUGACCAGGAUUUGUCAGUCUUGUGGUGCCAGCUUGAGGAGCAGCUUGUAGCAUCUGCCAAUCAAGGGAUUCUUCCUAAUAACUUCCAGCCUUCUCAGUCCUGUCUGAACAGUCAGACAGACAACCUACAUCACCCACUGGCUGUAGUGGAAGAACCAAUUAUUAUAGAGGUCACAUUCAGGAACCCUUUGAAGGUUUCUCUGCUUCUCUCAAACCUAUCACUUCUCUGGAGGUUUACUACUGGCACACUUUCAGUGGGAAAGGAAUCAACAAGUGACCAGUUACUCGGAGAGAUGAUCACUAAUGAAAACACUUUAGCAGGCAAGGAUGAAAUGGUCACAACACAGAUCAUCAAAGAGUUCUACCUGGGAUCAGAGGAGACCAAAACCGCCCGACUGAAGCUGCUGCCACACAGAACUGGUCAGCUGAAUAUUGUUGGCGUCAUCUACAACCUGACUUCAUCUAAUUUUGGGGAAGCUUCCUCAAACACUGAAGGGCAGCAAACGUUAGACUCCAUAAUCAUUCGUGGUAGACAGGACCUGCAGAUCCAGGGUCCACGGCUUAACCUGACCAAAGAAGACAAGAUGCUAGUUCGGCAUGGUACGGAUCGACGUUUGGAGCCCAUCAUAACUUCACCUAUGCCUCUAAUGGAGGUUUUCUUCUUGCAGUUUCCCACUGCCCUGCUGUGUGGUGAGAUCAGGAAAGCUUACGUUGAGUUCUGCAACGUUAGUGCGGUUGCUCUAUGUGGUCUCCGUGUGGCUUCGACACAUCCUGAUUUCUUCACAUUUGGCAGCCAACCCAACCCAGGCUCUACUGAGAACUGCUCAGCCUAUGCAACUUUUCCUACACCACUUCAGCCAGACUCAAUGUCCUCCGAGAUGUUGGUUUCUGCUCCUGAUUUCAGUCAACCCUCUGGGGUAAUGGAAAUCCCAAUACUUGGCAGUACACUACAACCAGGGGAGUCCAUUCAAUUGCCUCUGUGGCUCCGAGGACCAGACCGGGAAGGAGUCCAUGAAAUCAACUUUCUGUUCUACUAUGAGAGCACAGAGAAAGGACCGAAAAUCAGUCAUCGAGUGUUGCGUCACACAGUGUUUAUCUGUGCCAGUCGGUCUUUGAGUGUACAGGCCUCCGCCUGCCGCAGCAGUGCUUCCCCACAUCACUCUGUAGAUGACAAAGGCAUUGGAGGGACACUUGUUUUUAUUGAUGUGGAGAACGUGAAUGCGAGUGAAAGUGAUGUCCAUGAGUUUCACAUUGUCCAGGUGUCUAGCAGCAGUCAGCACUGGUGUCUCCACAAGUAUAUCAAUCCGUACAACAAUUAUGAUUGCAGACUGAGCAGUCGAGAAAGAGCUAAGCUAUGUUUUAAGGCCAUGCGAUGCAAACCCCAUGAAGGCUCUGAUGCUGUAAAGGAAUACACUUUUUCAGACCUAAAUCUUGGAAAUCAAAGGAUCAUCAGUUCUUCCACACCAUGUGGAGAUUUCUUCUUCCGUUGCCUUCAGAGCUCUGAGUUUCAACAAGUGAAUUUAACAACCAGGACAUCCUUCAGCAGCAAAAGUCAGGGCCCUCCCCCCACUGACACUGGUUCCGACAUUACAAGUAUUGCCAAGAAAUGUAACGAGAUUGACCUUAAUAUAAUUGUCAUCUGGAAGGCAUAUGUUGUUGAGGACAAUAAACAGCUCAUCUUAGAAGGCCAGCUUCAUGUGGCCCUGCAGACAAUUGGCAAAGAGGCCAGUUCUCUGAUUCCCAAAGAGGAAGCUCCAGAGAUGAUGCUUCUCAGGUUUAAAUCGGACUUGCCUUCUUCAGUCAUUCUGCCUUAUCUAGAGCUUUCCCAACUCAUCAGAACUAACCUCUGCUAUCCUGAAACCUUUACACAUCCGUUUGUCAAAGACAG
Messenger RNA from Fundulus heteroclitus (mummichog), 4158 nucleotides. RefSeq names its product trafficking protein particle complex subunit 8 (gene trappc8). Lineage: Eukaryota; Metazoa; Chordata; Actinopteri; Cyprinodontiformes; Fundulidae. Gene Ontology annotation, molecular function: protein binding. The record is from RefSeq and is a predicted model, not a curated record. Gene Ontology annotation, cellular component: cytoplasmic vesicle; TRAPPIII protein complex; phagophore assembly site. Gene Ontology annotation, biological process: endoplasmic reticulum to Golgi vesicle-mediated transport; protein localization to phagophore assembly site.